This is a messenger RNA of Botrytis sinoallii, 1704 nucleotides long. RefSeq lists its product as uncharacterized. The transcript is spliced from 4 exons. The record is from RefSeq and is a predicted model, not a curated record. Gene Ontology annotation, molecular function: transmembrane transporter activity. Bases 1 to 1704 code for a protein of 567 amino acids. Lineage: Eukaryota; Fungi; Ascomycota; Leotiomycetes; Helotiales; Sclerotiniaceae. Gene Ontology annotation, cellular component: membrane. Gene Ontology annotation, biological process: transmembrane transport.
AUGUCUAAAGAUGCCACAGACAAGACAGAGCCUAAGAGUGGUGCCGCGCGACAACCAGAUGACUCGCUUCAGUACGAGGAAGUAACAACUUUUGGCGACCCAAUUCCUGUAAAAGAUGCAACUUUUGUUUCUACGGGCUCCGACUCAGAUGAGGAUGGAUCCGUAUUUGCCAAAAAUCCUUUUUUAGACCCCGAUGUGAGGGAACACUGGACUGGGGUUUACGAAAAAUCGCAAUAUGAAUGCCGGCAUGCCUUUGACCCCAAUUUCACUUGGACGGAGGAAGAAGAACGACGACUGGUUCGAAGGCUAGAUUGGCGAGUUUGUCUCUGGGCUUGCAUAAUGUUCUUCGGUUUACAAGUCGAUCGUGGGAACUUAACACAAGCUGUUGCAGAUAAUCUGUUGGAUGACCUGAACUUGAGUACAAAUGACUACAACUUCGGCAACCAGAUUUUUUUGUUUUCGUUCUUGCUAGCCGAGUUACCUUCACAAUUAAUUUCCAAGAAGAUUGGACCCGAUAGAUGGAUUCCGAUGCAGAUAACCCUCUGGUCGGUAGUUGCUAUGUCUCAGUGUGCGCUCAAAGGAAAAUCUGGAUUCUAUGCCACACGAAGUAUGCUGGGUCUUCUUGAGGGCGGGUUUAUCCCAGACAUCGUUUUGUGGCUAUCAUACUUUUAUACAUCCAAGGAACUUCCUGUCCGACUCAGUUUCUUCUGGACUACACUUUCCGCAACCACUAUCAUCACAUCGAUUCUUGCUUUUGCUCUACUUCAUCUACGGGGUGUAUCGGGAUGGGCAGGAUGGCGUUGGCUGUUCCUAAUUGAGGGCUUGAUUACUUUGCUAGUUGGCCUUGCUUCUUUCUUCAUGAUGCCAGCGUCUGCAGUCCAAACCAAAACAUGGUUUCGACCAAAAGGCUGGUUUACUGAUCGUGAGAUAUCCAUCGUCGUCAAUCGAGUUCUCCGAGAUGACCCUUCAAAAGGCGAUAUGCACAACCGACAAGCAAUUACGCCAAAGAAACUCUGGAAUGCAGCAAAGGAUUACGAUCUUUGGCCACUUUAUGCUAUUGGGUUGAUCGCAUAUAUUCCUCAAUCCCCACCUACUUCCUACAUUACUCUCACCCUAAAGAACCUGGGUUUCAGCACAUUCAACACCAACUUAUUGACAAUUCCUUAUUCAGCCUUCCACAUUAUCACGCUACUUCUUAUCACACAACUAUCUGAACGCGUCAAAGAAAGAACUCUGGUCUCCAUGAUACAACCGCUAUGGACCCUCCCAUGUAUCAUCGCGCUUCGCUUUUGGCCAGGUUCAGGAGUCCAGGCUUGGAACACAUACGCACUGGUCACAGUGCUUCUAUCAUAUCCUUAUUGCCACGCCAUUCUCGUAGCAUGGACUUCCAAAAACUCUAAUAAUGUUGGCACUCGCUCUGUCUCCUCUGCUCUUUACAACAUGGCAGUACAACUGGGAAAUAUCUGCGCAAACUUCAUUUACAGAACUGAUGAUAAGCCGUUAUAUCAUCGUGGUAAUACGCAAUUGAUCAUUAUAAAUAUUGCUUCCAUUGCAGUGUUCUUAUUUACGAAAUUUUACUAUAUAAUGAGGAACAAGCAGAGAGAUAAGGUGUGGAAUGCCAUGACGGCUGAGGAACAGCAGGAUUACAAGAGGAAUACGAAAUUGACUGGGAGUUCAAGAUUAGAUUUUAGGUUUGCGCAUUAG